This is a messenger RNA of Neurospora crassa OR74A, 1718 nucleotides long. RefSeq names its product ER to Golgi transporter Yif1 (gene yif1). The record is from RefSeq and is a predicted model, not a curated record. The transcript has 3 exons. Bases 181 to 1149 code for a protein of 322 amino acids. Gene Ontology annotation, cellular component: endoplasmic reticulum-Golgi intermediate compartment; Golgi membrane; COPII-coated ER to Golgi transport vesicle. Gene Ontology annotation, biological process: endoplasmic reticulum to Golgi vesicle-mediated transport. Lineage: Eukaryota; Fungi; Ascomycota; Sordariomycetes; Sordariales; Sordariaceae.
CUCCCCGACAGAGCUAGGUGCCUGGCAAAGCCACGCAACGCGGUCAACACGAGCACGCAGUACCAACCUCCUACUAGCACCACGAAUUCCAUACCGAUCGACCGGCGAAAAGAGUCCCAAGACCGUGACUAACAUCCAAACUCUCCCUUUCACUUUAAUACAACUUCACCAACCGACAAGAUGCAGCGAUCCGGCUACGGGCAAUCGCCCCCUUUACACCACCCUGUCCCGCAACACGUCUCAACCGUUCCUCAGCUACGAUCGCCACCGCCGCCCACGUCGCAACCUCACUCCGGCUAUGAUGGAAGCCCUUACCAACAGCAAGGGCGGGCACCGUCAGGAAACAUGUUUGGCCAGUACGGCAACUUUAUAAACGACCCGGCAGCGCAGCUGGCCUCGCAGUUCGGACAGACAGCGUUCAAGCAGGGACAGGAAUACCUCGAGCAGAAUGUCAACCGCUUCGUCAGUGUCUCGGCGCUCAAGCAUUACUUCAACGUCACCAACUCCUACGUAAUAAACAAGCUCUAUCUUGUCCUGUUUCCCUGGAGGCAUAAGCCCUGGUCCCGCAAGCAGACAGUAGGCCCAGGCGGCCAGGAAGGGUGGUACCUGCCUCCCAGGGACGACAUCAACAGCCCCGACAUGUACAUUCCGGUCAUGUCACUGGUCACUUACAUCUUUCUCCAGACUCUCAUCGCGGGUCUACGUGGCCAGUUCCAGCCGGAACUGUUCGGAUACAUUGCGACAACCGCACUAGUGGUGGUCAUCGUUGAAAUCCUGGGUCUGAAGCUUGGAUGCUACCUGUUGAGCAUCUCCAACGAGUCGCAGCUCCUGGACCUCGUUGCUUACUCUGGGUACAAGUUUGUUGGUGUUAUUGUCACCAUCUCUAUUGCCGAGAUUGUGAAUGGCGGCAAGGGAACUGGUGGUGUGAUCGGCUGGACUGUCUUUGGUUACACUUUCUUUGCGAACGCUCUCUUCUUGAUGCGCUCCCUGAAAUACGUUCUUCUUCCCGAGAACAACAACAACGCCCAGGGUCCUAUGCAAACCAUGCCCACCGAAGGUCGGGCAAAGAGAUCGCAGAGGCUACAGUUCCUCUUCUUCUACGCCUACAUCGUGCAGCUCUUUUUCAUGUGGAUUCUGAGCCGGCCAUGAAGUUUGACGUUGGGCAGCCUAACGAGGGUAUAGACAAAACAUCAAAAACAUGAUUGCCGAGAGCAAGAAGAAGCCUCGGUAUAACGGGUGAGGUAUGGCAUAUAUGGUCACCACAGCUGCGGCCAUUCACAGCUAGUACGAUAAUGAGUGACUGGUGCGGGCGUAUGCAAAUGUCUAAUGAGAAUCGGUAGAAUAGUCCAAAAGAGGUUUCGGUCACUUACCAACAAGGUUAGGUACUACGCCGGAUAUAACCGGGGUGUCACCACAUUCAUGUAAUGGAAAGGGGGACAUAGAUAAGGCAACCCCGAAGAUCUUAACGCGGGUAACAUUGAACCAAAUACCUGGGCCUACCUACCUAGAUGGGCAUCGCGAUAGUCGAGCACAGCAUUCCGUUUGAUAAGUACGUCUCCGAGUACGUCAGCUAUUGGCUCGCAUACUAAUAGGCGUGCAAUCCCCCGACAUUUCGUCGACAGGAUGGGUUGAGCUGUAGUCGUGGACACCUGUAUUCACUUCAGAGUGUAUGCCAUACCUUCCUCGCCAACAUGAUUCAGUAUCUUGAUGCGUUUCUU